Solanum lycopersicum (tomato) is the source of this 1340-nucleotide messenger RNA. Its product is annotated as rho GDP-dissociation inhibitor 1. Gene Ontology annotation, cellular component: cytosol; cytoplasm; membrane. NCBI's taxonomy places the organism in Eukaryota, Viridiplantae, Streptophyta, Magnoliopsida, Solanales, Solanaceae. The record is from RefSeq and is a predicted model, not a curated record. Gene Ontology annotation, molecular function: protein binding; Rho GDP-dissociation inhibitor activity. Gene Ontology annotation, biological process: Rho protein signal transduction.
UUUUUCUUUUUGGGUUUUUCUAGUUCUGUUCUUUUCUUGUUAUAAGUUAGAAAAAAACUAGUAAAAAAAGCCCUUUUCUUUAUAUUCAUUUUUGUGUUUUGUUUGGCCAAGAAUACUUUGUUCUUUGUUGUUGUUGUUAAUGUCCUUGGCUGUUAGAGUUGGUGAAAACAGCAAGAAGAUGGGGUUUGAUGAUAAUAAGGUAGAAGGUAAAGAAGGGUCAGCAACAAUUUGUGAGGGUAAUAAGGGAAUUGUGGCUGAUUUUGACCCUGAGAUUGAGAAUGGUGGUGGUACUGAUGAGGGUAAUAGGGUUAAUAGGCAAAUGAGUGAAAGUUCUAUUUAUACUACUGAUCAUGAAGAGGAUGAUGAUGAAGCUAAUCACAAGAUUGAGUUAGGUCCUCAAUGUACACUCAAAGAAACAUUUGAAAAGGAUAAGGAUGAUGAGAGUUUGAGAAGGUGGAAGGAGCAGCUCCUUGGAAGUGUGGAUAUCAAUGCUGUUGGAGAAUCCCUGGAUCCAGAAGUGAAGAUCUUGAGCCUUGCAAUUAAGUCGCCCGGUAGAUCUGAUAUUGUUCUCCCUAUCCCCGAGGACGGAAAUCCCAAGAGUCCAUGGUUUGUCCUGAAAGAAGGGAGCAAAUACAGCCUAAAAUUUACGUUCCAGGUCAACAAUAAUAUAGUAACAGGUCUUAAAUACACGAAUGCAGUUUGGAAAACCGCUAUCAAAGUUGACAGCACAAAAGAGAUGAUUGGGGCGUUCAGUCCUCAACUGGAGCCGUAUACUCACGAAAUGCCAGAAGAAACCACCCCUUCUGGCAUUUUCGCAAGAGGAUCUUACUCGGCAAGGACAAAGUUUCUUGAUGACGAUAACAAAUGCUAUUUGGAGAUCAACUAUACAUUCGAAAUCAAGAGAGAGUGGCAGGAAAAAUGAACAACAACACCAUGGACAUGAAUCGGAAUCCCCUGUGCUAUACUUGUUUUCGUUCUUCGUAACUAUCUCAACUUUUUUUGUUACCUGCUAGUUUUUCAGAAGAGAAAAAAAGAGGGUGCAUUAGAGAGAAAACAACCUGCUGCAAUUGAUUAUAUGAUCAAAAGCUCUCUCCUUUUUGCCUCUCUCUCUAUCAAGUUUCAUGUGCAUAAGUGUGCUUUUUGAAUGUUGUAAAACUGUGAAGAAAUCUAGAUAUUUUGUUCAUCAAAUUUUGAUCUUUUUUUUUUCCCAUUUAUUUUGAGAAAGAUUAGGUGCAUUCCUCAUUGAUACUGGUGUUGCAUGAGCUCGACUAGCCUAAAAGGGCGCGGUCAGGUCCAAGACGAGCAAGACAGUCAUAUAUAUAUUUUUCCUUUACAUUUCC